UCGAUUUCGAAUUCAUGUCCUACGUGUCAGUUCUUCUCUCUCUACUCUCUCCUUCACUCCUCUCUCGACUCUAACGUGAUUUGGCCGGCCAAAUCACGCACAUUCGUUGCCGUUGGUGGAUCUGCUUGUCCUCACUCCUCCCCAUUUCUCUCUAGGGUUUUAGCGCUUUCUCGCUUAGACUGACAUUGUUUUUUGAGUUUAGGGUUUCGAUUCGUGUUCAAUGAAGACGUUCUAGUUCAAAAUUUUGUUUAGAAACCCUAAGUUUGCUAGCAAUGCAGAGCGCAUCCAGCUCGGUGGCCCAACCGGAGGCGAUUUUGGAAUGGCUGCAAAAAGAAAUGGGGUACCGACCUCUGGGGCCGUACAGCGCUUCCAACAAGGCGCCAAUGCCGUCGAUCGACUCGUUCCGGAAGAUUUGCCGGGGGAACAUGAUUCCUGUGUGGCACUUCCUGCUUACGCGAGUGAAAUCCGAGAAGACGGUGGAGAAUAUCCGCCGGAACAUACUCGUCCACGGCGGGGACAGCGGCGGUGGCGGAGGGGAUCAGGUGAAGGCAGGAGAGGUGGGGAGGGGUAGAGGGAGGAGGAAGGAUAAAUUGGGGGCGGGCGGAGAGAGCUCCACUUCGAGUUCAGUGGAGACUAGUAGGGAAAUUGGUUUGCAGGAGAGGAAUUUGGCAGAGAAGGAGGUGGAGAGGUUGAGGCACAUGGUAAGGCGGCAGCGGAAAGAGUUGAAGGCGCGGAUGUUAGAGGUUUCAAGGGAGGAGGCAGAGCGGAAGCGUAUGCUUGAUGAGAGGUCUAAUUACAGGCACAAGCAAGCAAUGUUAGAGGUAUAUGAUCAACAAUGCGAUGAAGCAGCAAAAAUUUUUGCAGAGUAUCAUAAGCGCCUUCGUUAUUAUGUUAAUAUGGCAAGGGAUGCACAAAGGUUGAGUGUUGAUUCUUCUACUGAAGUUAGUGGUUACAGUGCAAAUAGUGAGAAAGAGGCUGUUUAUUCAACUGUUAAGGGCACCAAAUCUGCAGAUGAUGUCAUUCUUAUAGAAACAACAAGAGAAAGAAACAUCCGAAUGGCUUGUGAAUCUCUUGCACGGCAGAUAAUAGAAAAGAUUCGGAACUCCUUUCCAGCUUAUGAAGGAAGUGGUAUUCACUUUAAUCCUCAAGUAGAAGCUGCCAAGUUAGGCAUAGAUUUUGAUGGGGAUAUAUCUGAGGAGGUUAGAGAUGUAAUUGUAAAUUGUCUGAAGAAUCCUCCUCAAUUGCUUCAAGCUAUUACAGCAUACACUGAAAGAAUGAGGACAUUGAUUGUUAGAGAAAUAGAAAAAAUUGAUGUUAGAGCUGAUGCAGAAACUUUAAGGUACAAGUAUGAGAAUAACAGGGUAAUGGAUGUUUCUUCUGCUGAUGCAAGCUCACCUCUACAAUAUCAACUUUAUGGCAACGGGGAGAUUGGAAUUGAUUUGCCUUCAAAGGGAACUCAAAAUCAACUGCUUGAAAGACAGAAAGCACAUGUUCAGCAAUUUUUGGCCACUGAAGAUGCACUGAACAAAGCUGCAGAAGCUAAGAAUGCAUGUCAAAAACUGCUGCAGCGUCUAAAUGGAGGUGGCGAUGCUGUAUCUUCACAAUCCCUUAUUGUUCCCUCUUCACAAAAUGUGGGCAGUCUCAGGCAAUUUGAGUUAGAGGUUUGGGCCAAAGAAAGAGAAGCUGCUGGAUUGAGGGCCAGUUUGAAUACUUUGAUGUCUGAAGUACAACGCUUGAAUAAAUUGUGUGCAGAGAGGAAGGAAGCUGAAGAUUCUUUGAGAAAGAAGUGGAGAAAGAUUGAAGAGUUUGAUGCCCGCAGAUCUGAACUUGAACUGAUAUAUAAUGCUCUACUUAAGGCCAACAUGGAUGCUACUACAUUCUGGAGUCAGCAACCAUUAGCUGCAAGGGAAUAUGCUUCAAGCACUAUUAUCCCAGCAUGCAUGGUGGUUAUUGAGAUAUCAAAUAGCGCAAAAGAUCUUAUCGAGAAAGAAGUGUCAGCUUUUUCUCGGAGCCUUGAUAAUAACCUCUAUAUGCUUCCGUCAACCCCACAGUCACUCUUGGAAUCCAUGGGUGCUAAUGGAUCUACUGGGCCUGAAGCAGUUGCUGCUGCUGAAAAGAAUGCUGCUCUAUUGACUUCAAGAGCUGGUGCUAGAGAUCCCUCUGCAGUUCCUUCCAUAUGCCGGAUCUCUGCUUCUCUUCAAUAUCCCGCUGGAUCGGAAGGUUCAGACACUGGUUUAGCAUCUGUAUUACAGUCUCUAGAAUUCUGUUUGAAGCUACGUGGUUCUGAGGCUUGUGUCUUGGAGGACCUGGCAAAGGCCAUUAAUUUGGUCCAUGUACGGCGGGAUCUUGUUGAGAGUGGUCAUGCAUUGUUGACCCAUGGAUAUCGUGCACAACAAGAAUAUGAAAGGACCACAAAUUACUGUUUGACUUUGGCUGCUGAACAAGAGAAGACUGUCACAGAGAAGUGGUUACCUGAACUUAAGAGUGCAAUUAUAAAUGCUCAAAAAUGCCUUGAAGAUUGCAAAUACGUUAAGGGUUUGCUUGAUGAAUGGUGGGAACAACCAGCAUCGACUAUUGUUGAUUGGGUUACGGUUGAUGGGCAAAAUGUUGCUGCUUGGCAAAAUCAUGUGAAACAGCUUCUCACAUUUUAUGACAAGGAGCUUCUGUGAGUAGAUCUUUAUGAAACUCAUAAAAGCCUUCAAAUUUGACCGAGGUACCCCUCGUUUACAACUGUUAUCUUCAACUUCCAUGCCAAUUUUGGGUACAACAACGAAACCUGAGGCCUGUUUGAAAUGUUUUAUAGUCAGUCCUAAAAGAAGGGGUAAAAAUGGGUGAGUCUGGUCUUCAGUCUUGUUACGCCUUUGUAUAGAUGGUUCUUCCCCUGGAAGGAUUUUUUUGUAUAUUAGCCAUUUAUUGUUCCAGGAGGACAGGGCAUCGUCUGCGGGAUUGAGGUCGGAUGGGUUCUUGUUCUGUUGUCAUUUGGUUCUUGCGGAUUGACUGUUGUAAUGUUGUCCGGAAACAUUCAUGAUGAUGGUUGGUGUAAAAGUUAAGCCUGCUUGCAUCACAA
Messenger RNA from Diospyros lotus (date-plum), 3067 nucleotides. RefSeq names its product AUGMIN subunit 5. Gene Ontology annotation, biological process: spindle assembly. The record is from RefSeq and is a predicted model, not a curated record. Bases 273 to 2669 code for a protein of 798 amino acids. The transcript is spliced from 10 exons. NCBI's taxonomy places the organism in Eukaryota, Viridiplantae, Streptophyta, Magnoliopsida, Ericales, Ebenaceae. Gene Ontology annotation, cellular component: spindle microtubule; HAUS complex.